Molecule: messenger RNA, 1050 nt
Organism: Aspergillus sclerotioniger CBS 115572
Lineage: Eukaryota; Fungi; Ascomycota; Eurotiomycetes; Eurotiales; Aspergillaceae
Product: PIG-L family deacetylase
Exons: 4
Coding region: 25-972 (315 amino acids)
Biological process (GO): GPI anchor biosynthetic process
Cellular component (GO): endoplasmic reticulum
Molecular function (GO): N-acetylglucosaminylphosphatidylinositol deacetylase activity
Source: RefSeq, a predicted model, not a curated record
CAGUCUUCAAUUCAUCUUCACAUCAUGAUCGGGACGCAUUCUCCCCUCGAACAUCCCGCCAAGUCCAGCCCACCGUCGCUGAUGGUUUCCCCCACCCGCCUGCUCAAGCGCCUCGUCCGCCAGACGUGCCGAUAUGGCUGGAAAUGGCUGAUGGUGUCCUUGGCGCUGAUCCUGCUAUCAGCAUCGCUGUGGUUGUAUUUCUUGCUGGCAUAUUGGCUGGCCGAGGACCCGCGUCUGGUUCCGGAGACUAUCCAGCGGGCGCGCAAUGUCCUCCUCGUGACUGCCCAUCCGGAUGAUGAGACCUUGUUCUUCAGCCCAACCAUCCUCCACGGCCACGACAACCCGGAUGUAACCCGGGCUUUGUUGGUACUAUCGACAGGCGAUUACAAUGGCCUAGGCGAGACCCGCAAAGGGGAAAUCGAGCGCAGUUGUGCCGCGCUGGGCAUUCUACCCGCCCGUUGUGUUGUGCUGGAGCAUGGCGCGUUGCAGGAUAAUCCCAAGAAGUGGUGGCGUGAGGAUGUGAUUCAGGAUAUUGUGGCGCAUUACGUCCAUAUGUGGAAAGUUGAUCUGAUCUUUACCUUUGACUAUGGUGGAGUAUCUGGUCACGUCAAUCAUCGCGCUGUUAGCGCCGGUGUUCUGCAAUACGCGGAAAGCUUCCCCCACACCCCACCGGUCUACACAUUACAGAGUACCUUUUUACUGCGCAAAUACUCAUCGCUGAUCGACUUGGUACUCACCUCGGUGCCAUUCUCCUGGCGGAUCGUCAAAGCGGUCUUCACAUCGCCAGGAAAACAGCUGGUAGGAGGACAGGAUCCCUACGGAGACAAAGCACUGCUGGUCAGCCCGUGGAGGACAUAUCUGGUGGCCAGAAACGCAUUCAGCCAACACACCAGUCAAUAUUCAUGGGACCGAGUAUUGUACUUGGUGGUGAGUCGAUACAUGUGGUUCAACAAUUUGUAUCGCAUAGCUUAGUCCAAGCAUCUUACUGUUACAAGCAUAGCAGAUUCAAGCAUUCAUUUCUCAUAACUAUCCCAUGUAUCAUACCUGCAU